Messenger RNA from Phytophthora nicotianae INRA-310, 847 nucleotides. Its product is annotated as 60S ribosomal protein L10. Gene Ontology annotation, cellular component: ribosome; cytosolic large ribosomal subunit. NCBI's taxonomy places the organism in Eukaryota, Oomycota, Peronosporomycetes, Peronosporales, Peronosporaceae. The record is from RefSeq and is a predicted model, not a curated record. Gene Ontology annotation, molecular function: structural constituent of ribosome. The coding region runs from base 96 to 722 and encodes 208 amino acids. Gene Ontology annotation, biological process: ribosomal large subunit assembly; translation. The transcript has a single exon.
CGCUGCGAAGAAGAUACCCGAACUGAGUGGACUGGAGCGCCUUUGGCAGGCCUCCCUCUCGGUCGUUCAUUGUGGUAUUUGCCAAAUAAGUCAACAUGGGUCGCCGUCCUGCUAAGUGUUACCGUUUCCAGAACAAGAAGCCGUUCAUUAAGUCGCGCUUCUGCCGUGGUGUGCCCGACCCGAAGAUCCGCAUCUACGAUGUCGGUAACAAGAAGGCUUCGGUCGACGCCUUCCCGUUCGUUGCUCACCUGGUGUCCGACGAGAAGGAGCAGCUGUCCUCAGAGGCUCUUGAGGCUGCCCGUGUUGCUGCUAACCGUUACCUGACCAAGUACUGCGGUAAGGACAACUUCCACAUGCGCAUCCGUUGCCACCCGUUCCAGGUCCUGCGUAUCAACAAGAUGCUUUCGUGCGCCGGUGCCGAUAGACUGCAGACCGGUAUGCGUCACGCUUACGGUAAGCCCUCGGGUGUUGCUGCCCGUGUGGCCAUCGGCCAGCCCAUUAUCUCGGUGCGUUCGAAGGACUCGUUCGGCCCCUCGGUCGUGGAGGCUCUGCGUCGUGCCAAGUUCAAAUUCCCUGGUCGCCAGAAAGUGCUGGGCUCCAAGAAGUGGGGUUUCACCAAGUACGAGCGUGAGGUGUACGCCGAGAUGCGCAACAACGGCUCGCUCCGCCCGGACGGCAACCACGAGAAGUACUACCCCAACCGCGGCCCUCUUAAGCUGUAAGCAGGUCGACUUGUAUGGAUGGUACUCUAGUGGUUUUAGGCUGCUAAUGCUAUAAAUUACGACUUUGUUUUGGCGCAAAAAUGAGCAAAAACGAAAUAUUUGUCAGUUUUAGACACAAACUUCGC